Messenger RNA from Arabidopsis lyrata subsp. lyrata, 971 nucleotides. RefSeq names its product transcription factor SCREAM2. The transcript is spliced from 4 exons. The record is from RefSeq and is a predicted model, not a curated record. Lineage: Eukaryota; Viridiplantae; Streptophyta; Magnoliopsida; Brassicales; Brassicaceae. Gene Ontology annotation, biological process: regulation of DNA-templated transcription. Gene Ontology annotation, molecular function: DNA-binding transcription factor activity; sequence-specific DNA binding. Gene Ontology annotation, cellular component: nucleus. Bases 277 to 753 code for a protein of 158 amino acids.
GGAAUAAUUAAAUAGAAUAUCGUAUAUUGAGACAUAGAGGCAAGCAAGUAAUUCACGAGAUACAAAUCGGAGUUGUCCGUAUAUUAUAUUUUGUAGCGAUCAAGAGAGACUAAGGCAGACAUGUGAGAGGGGAGAGGAUCCUAUAAACAAUUUAAUCUAAGAUCUCUGCUUUCUUCUUCUCAUAUAUAUAUUGCAUAUUUACACAUAGUUCCUCUAUAUAGAAAUCUAUCGAGAAAACUCACGAAACAAGAGGCUGAUCAAAAGCAUAGAAGAAGAAUGGUUUCAAGGGAACAGAAGAGAGGUUCUUUGCAAGAGAAGUUUCAAUUGCUUCGUUCAAUCACUAAUUCUCAUGCUGAAAACGAUACAUCGAUCAUAAUGGAUGCAUCAAAAUAUAUCCAAAAGCUUAAGCAGAAAGUUGAAAGAUUCAACCAAGACCCUACUGCAGAGCAAUCUUCAAGCGAGCCCACGGAUCCGACGACACCAAUGGUAACCGUGGAAACCCUAGAAAAGGGUUUUAUGAUAAACGUAUUCUCAGGGAAGAAUCAGCCAGGGAUGCUUGUAUCGGUAUUAGAAGCCUUUGAGGAUAUUGGGCUUAACGUUCUUGAAGCUAGGGUUUCAUGUACCGACUCCUUUAGCUUGCAUGCCAUGGGACUCGAGAAUGAAGAUGGAGAAAAUAUGGAUGCUGAAGCAGUGAAACAGGCAGUCACAGAUGCAAUCAGGAGCUGGGGUGAAAGCAAUGAUCCACAGAACUAGAUUGACCCACUUUUUCAAAAUUUCCUUUUUAUUUAUUUCUUAUUAUAUAUACAAAAUAUAAGGAAAUAACACAGUUUAUAUAGUAUUUCUACUUUUUUUUUCUUGUUUUUUUUUUCCUGUCCAUCUUGCUGUAGCCCUCUUAAAAAGGGAUAAUGAGGAAAAUUCAAUUGUAUGUUUUUUUUAAUUUCUUUUAAGCAAUAGAAAAUACGUUUAAAGCA